AACCACAGCCAGGUUCUGUGCUGGGAGGUUGUGGAAGGUGAUUGGCCACUGAAGGCCUCAAAAGGAGCUGUGGCAAAGGGACUUGGUGGAAGUGGCUGCUCCUCUGAAACGCUACUCACAUCUGUUCCUCCCCAUCAAGCCACAGUCCUCUGAACCCUGAGCAGCCAUGUGCAAAUUUGAGAUACCCAAAGAAGACAUUGAGAAAUUGAAAAAGACAAUGUGCCAGUCUGUAAACGUAUUCUGUGAUAAAAUCCAAUCCAAUGGAGAAGAGGAGGUCAACUUAGGCCUAGAAGAGCUGCAGGAAAACGUCAAUGAGGCCUUAAUUGAAGCCCUAUUUGCUCAGUAUAAGGACGACAACCAGGAAUCCAGUUCCUUAUUUCUGGAACAUCAGCGGGAAGUACGUCACAGAGUCUUUAGUGGAGUCCACCCUGAAGAUGAGGGUCCAGGUUUUGCCGGACAGGAACAGGGCCUGGAACAGGACUUCCAGCAGAAAGGAUUGCAUGUCGUGAGUCCAGAGCCCCAGAAGCCCGGGGAGAGCUUUUGUGAAUGGGUACUGAGGUUGUUCCAAAAGAUGCUACAGCAGCUGCAGAAGACGUGGCAGGCCGUGCUGGCCUGGGUGCAGGAGAAAUGGGCUUCCUUGCUCAGUGCAAUGAAGUCUAUCUUCAGUGAGAUUAUGAGUUUCUGCUCCAACAUGGCAGAGUACUUCUCCAGUUGCUUCCAGGUCUAAGGAGUCCCAAGAAAGUUCCUGGAAGAGCUCCGCCAAACCUACCAGCCCUUUGAUCCCGCCCCACCCUCCCUUCUCUUCACCCUUGACCUGUCCUUGACAACCUCCCUCACUUCCUCCCUCUUCACAGCCUCGCCACCCUGCCUGCCCUAGUUUCCUUCUCCAGG
This is a messenger RNA of Molossus molossus (Pallas's mastiff bat), 891 nucleotides long. RefSeq names its product interleukin 32 (gene IL32). The coding region runs from base 167 to 727 and encodes 186 amino acids. Gene Ontology annotation, biological process: immune response. The record is from RefSeq and is a predicted model, not a curated record. The transcript is spliced from 7 exons. Lineage: Eukaryota; Metazoa; Chordata; Mammalia; Chiroptera; Molossidae.